AUGCCAGCUUACCUUGAACCGAGCAGGUAUAAACCUGUGAGUUCUCUAGGCAAGUCUAAACUCAGUGCAUCUGCCGCACCAUUCAUAAGUUCAAGAGUCAAGUGUGAAGGGAACAUGGAUGCCAAAAUAACGCUGCCAAGUUCAGGGACCGUUGGGAGCUCGUCCAAGAUGCAACCUGAGUGUUGUUCAGACGGCCAAGGAUCAUCAGAGAGAUAUCCGGAGGAGAAUUGGCUUUAUAAUGCUCCAACAGGACUGGCAAGGAUUGGGGAGGGCAGUUGUGUGGAAGAGGAGUUAAAUCUUCCUCGGUCAGAGAUGCCUGCGGGAUCAAAAAAGGACGACAUAGCUGGCUCCUUUAAUCAGUCAUUGACUCCCCUUCCGGGCAGCAAGGUUGUUCAAUCUGAGGAAAUCAAUGACGCUAAGAUGAGUGAAGAUCCCUCGGAACUGUUUACCAAGUCGGACAAGAAAGAAGAAAGCAGCUGUUUCUGUUUGAUGCUUGAAGAGUUUCCUCUCCUUCCGGGCUGCAAAAAGGAGAUUCAACCUGUGAAGUACACAGCUGUUGCUGGAAAUGUUGGACAAGACACUAAACUCUUGGAUGAAAAGGAAGAUACUUCAUUCGUUUCCAAGUGUUUUAAAAACUAA
Oldenlandia corymbosa var. corymbosa is the source of this 639-nucleotide messenger RNA. The record is from the annotation of a GenBank genome assembly. NCBI's taxonomy places the organism in Eukaryota, Viridiplantae, Streptophyta, Magnoliopsida, Gentianales, Rubiaceae.